AUGCUGCUCCUGCUCGUCCUCCUGCUGUCGGAGUCGGUCCAGACCCACAGAACAGCGCCCUUCCUGAUCACAGAGAACAUGUGGCCUCGUGGCUGCAUCCUGGACUGCCAGAGGGGGCGCCACAGAGCCGUGUGCGGCAGCAACGGCAGGCUGUAUAAAUCGCUGUGUGCUUUCCAGAGGGCCCAGUGCAUCAACACGCAGCUCCGCCUCGCUCCUAGAGCACACUGCUCAGACCCGAGUCAGUCCAAAUGCCAGCUGGCCCGGGCUCAGGCCCUGGAGGCCGCCGCCCACAGCAGCGGCGGCCAUGUUAGCCCGCCAGCUGCCGUCUUUGUGCCGGAGUGCCGUCCGGACGGUCACUUCCUGCCAGUGCAGUGUCACAACCAGACCGGAUACUGCUGGUGCUCCAUGCCCGACGGCAAACCUGUCAGCGGGACCUCGGUCCUCCACCUGGUGCCCGACUGUACCGAUCACAUCUCUGAGUUGGCUCAGACCAGCAAUGCAGAUUCUGGGCCAAUUAAAGACGAAGUGGAUGAACAAGGACCUACAUUGGAGCCCAGGAAACCUACAGAGCUGAUCGCUCCUCCGUUCUGGGUGACCAUCCUGAUGAACUCUGACCCUAAAGGAAACCGCUCAGUCAGACGACCCACUGACAGUCCUCAGACAUGCGAGCGGGAGCGGUCUCAGAUAGGCUCAGCCUCGCAGGAGGAGCGCUUCAUCCCAGAAUGCACAGCAGACGGCCGCUACAGCCCUGCGCAGUGUCACGCUGCCACGGGUUACUGUUGGUGUGUCCGGGUGGACAGCGGCAGACCGCUGCCAGGCACAUCUGCGAGGAAUCGCAUCCCAGACUGCACUGGGGCAGAGGAGGCACCAACAGACAGGAGGCCCGGGAAGAACCCUCUGCCUGGGUGUCCCGGAGAUCAUAGGAAGCACUUCCUGCAGAGUCUGGUUAGAGCUCUGCAGUUGGAAACAGAGCAUGCUGGAAGUCUGAGUCCCUACCAACCCUCAAACACGCCUCCCUCCAGCUCUCCGUCUCCAUCUCCCAGCACUCCGACCUCAGCUGCCCCGACCUCCUCUACUCCAGACGCCGAUUCUCCCGCUGCUCCGGAGGUCGUGGAGUCCUCGGGGCCAGAGGCGGCGCUGCGUUGGCACUUCAGCCGGCUGGACGUGGACUCCAGCGGGUCGCUGAGCGAACGCGAGGCCCGACCCCUCCGUCAGUUCCUGCGACGGAGGCUGAAGCCACGACGGUGCGCCAAGAAGUUCAUUCAGCACUGCGACAGUGACGGGGACCGAGGCCUGACGCUGGAGGAGCUGAGGGUCUGCCUGGGCCUCUGAAGAGGAGAGCUACAAGAGAACUCCCCCGAUGCCAAAGACCGACUCGUUUCCUCUCCUUCACUGUCACUGCUCAAGGUUUCUAGUCAUUCAUCACAUCAAGGGCAUCAUCUCGUUGCUCGCGUCCUUUUCAACCAAAACUGAUUAAAGAGAGAAUUUGCAACCUUUUAUGUGAAUUUUCAAUCAGUGCUGAUGGUAAACGUGGUCUGCUGAAGAAUGAAAUUCCUCAGAGCGUUUCAUAUUGAUGGUCUCUCCUGCUGCAGGCCCGAUAAAUAAAUUCAGAAGGCCAACACAGCACAUUUUGU
Molecule: messenger RNA, 1634 nt
Organism: Anoplopoma fimbria (sablefish)
Lineage: Eukaryota; Metazoa; Chordata; Actinopteri; Perciformes; Anoplopomatidae
Product: SPARC-related modular calcium-binding protein 1-like
Exons: 11
Coding region: 1-1332 (443 amino acids)
Biological process (GO): extracellular matrix organization
Cellular component (GO): basement membrane
Molecular function (GO): extracellular matrix binding; heparin binding; protein binding
Source: RefSeq, a predicted model, not a curated record